CUGCGCAGGACGCAGCCCGAGCUCGGCUUUUAAAGCGUACUGAUUUGGUAACGCGCUUGUGUUCGCUUAACCUCCCCAUCGAGGAAAACAGGAUUUAAACUACCUUCUUUUUUAUUCUGUUUGGGAAGGAUUUCCGGAAUAAUGCGGUUUACUGACCCGACGUUGGAAUAGAUGUGUUCGUGUUGUUUUUAUCGCCUUUUUCUUUAGUCUCUGGAGACCUCUGUGUUUUCAGGAACUCGGGAAGUCUGCUGUGACAUUCCCUGUGUCCUGCUCUGACAUUCCCUCUCUCCUGCCGCAUGAGGAGGACAUGGCAACCGCACUCGGUGGCCGGAGUGUGGGCGCGCGCGCCCCGAACCCCAGGAAAGGGCGCAUUUUGGGAAUAAUCGACGCCAUUCACGAUGCUGUGGGACCCCCGAAACAGGCCGCGGCUGACCGGCGAGCUGUGGAAAAAACAUGGAAACUCAUGGACAAAGUGGUGAGGCUGUGUCAGAAUCCCAGGCUACAGCUGAAAAACAGCCCUCCUUACAUUCUGGACAUUCUGCCAGACACGUACCAGCACCUGAGGAUGAUCCUGUGCAAAUACGAGGAGAACCAGAAACUCGCACAGCUCAGUGAGAACGACUACUUUAAAGUCUACAUCGACAGCCUGAUGAAGAAAUCGAAAAGGGCAAUCCGUCUCUUUAAAGAGGGCAAAGAGAGGAUGUACGAGGAGCAGUCCCAGGACAGACGAAACCUCACCAAGCUGUCACUCAUCUUCAGCCACAUGCUGGCCGAGAUUAAGGCCAUCUUCCCUGAAGGCCAGUUUCAGGGAGACACGUUUCGCAUCACCAAGGCAGACGCAGCCGAGUUCUGGAGAAGGUUUUUCAGUGAAAAGACAAUAGUGCCAUGGAAAGUGUUUCGUCAGUGUCUUCAUGAGAUGCAUCCCAUCAGCUCAGGCCUGGAGGCAAUGGCCCUUAAAUCCACCAUCGACCUCACCUGCAACGACUACAUCUCAGUCUUCGAGUUUGACAUUUUUACACGUCUAUUCCAGCCCUGGGGAUCGAUUCUGAGGAACUGGAACUUCUUGGCGGUGACUCAUCCAGGCUACAUGGCCUUCCUGACAUACGACGAAGUGAAGGCACGAUUGCAAAAGUACAACAAGCCGGGCAGUUACAUUUUUCGGCUGAGCUGCACACGCCUGGGCCAGUGGGCCAUCGGCUAUGUCACUGGUGAUGGGAACAUCCUGCAGACCAUCCCCCACAACAAACCACUCUUCCAGGCACUCAUCGAUGGCUGCCGGGAAGGCUUUUACCUGUUUCCUGACGGUCGCAGUUAUAACCCAGACCUGACUGGCCUCUGUGAACCCACCCCACAUGACCACAUUAAAGUCACACAGGAGCAGUACGAGCUGUACUGUGAGAUGGGCUCUACGUUUCAGCUGUGCAAAAUAUGUGCAGAGAAUGAUAAAGACGUGAAGAUCGAGCCAUGCGGGCACCUGAUGUGCACCUCCUGUCUCACAGCGUGGCAGGAGUCAGAUGGUCAGGGCUGUCCCUUCUGUCGCUGUGAGAUCAAGGGUACAGAGCCAAUUAUCGUGGACCCUUUUGACCCCAGGAACGAAGGCGCCAAGUGUUUCUUUCUGGAGCAGUUUAACUCCCCCAUGCUAGAUCUAGACGACGACGAUGAUCGAGACGAUUCUUUAGUGAUGAACGGCUUGACCAACAUCAGGAAGUGUACAGAGCUUCAGAACUCCCCCAUUAUUUCCCCUAGCUCUUCACCUGUAAGCCAGCGUAGGAAACCCAUAGCAGAUCAUGCAGGUGUUCAGCAUCUGGGUCUGCCUCCAGUACCACCUCGCCUCGACCUCAUCCAGAAGGGCGUGAUCCGUUCGCCUGCUGCCAGCCCCACUGGCUCACCUAAGGGCUCACCAGGAGCGUCCAGGAAACAGGACAAACCGUUACCGGCUCCUCCACCUCCUCAGAGAGACCCUCCUCCUCCACCACCUCCUGAACGCCCUCCUCCCAUCCCCCCUGAGAGCAGAGCCACCUGGCUGGCAGUACCGACCUCCUCCUCAGGGCUUCCCCGGGACUUGUCUCUGCCCUCAGAGGCCUGGAGCCCAAAAGACAGCAGUCACCUGGCAGAGAGCAGAGCAGGAAUGGAGCGCUCACCCAAACUCGCCCACGUUGCUCCUGCACACCUCAAUGGACGACCCCUGAGCUGCAGUGCCAUUGGCUAUAGACCAGAUACACACAUGGACUGUAGCAAGCUAAGUAAUGGCCUGCUUACAUCUGAGAGGUAUGAUGUUCCCCCUCAGCGCCAUUCCCCCCCUCCACCUUCCCUCACUAGCACAAACAACCAGAGGUUUUCAAACCCAUUCAGCAGCAUGUGCUUGGAGAGAUCUCGGGUAACUGACAGGGCAGAGGAUGAGUAUCAGAUUCCCUCUUCUCACCCUGUGUGCAUCACACAACCUCCUGUAUGCAUCUCUGUCCACAUCCCUAACAGGGCUUCAGAUAUCUCGUCAGACCUGAGCUCAGAAGAGAAGAAGCUGAAAGCUCCAGAGCACGGUGGCUUUGACUCAGGUGUGUCUGUUUCGGGAGUCGUCUCUGCAACACACUGCUCCCUCCACAACAACCGAACUCCAGCAGACUACGACAUCCUUUUGCCCCCACAAGCCUUGCCAGCAGAAGAUCCAUUUAACACAGCACCUCCAUCACAACCGCCUCCUCCACCCCCUGUUAGACACAGCUUCCCAGAUGCCUCCUCCUCCUCAUCGUCUCCAUCCUGCCCCAGAGCGGCUCGGCCUUCAUCCGGACACUUCCUUCUCAGCUCAGACGCUUUCCUGGACGUUCUGAGCAGUUCAGCCCCUCUCCCGCCUGUUCGGAGACAGACUGGUGAAAGUGCAGUCCGAAACUCAACGCAAGAGUACGACCAGCUGCCUCCUACAUCAUUUGCCGGAGAUGGUCUGCAGGCACCCGCUAGACCGCCUAAGCCCUUUCCUCGCAAGACCCCUCCAGAGAUCCUGCACCGAAGACCCCCCGAGUACUCGCAUGAGAACGUGGAUGCCAAAAUCGCCAAGCUGAUGGGUGAGGGCUACUCGUUCGACGAUGUUAAGAGAGCGCUGAUGAUAGCUCAGAAUAAAGUGGACGUAGCACGCAACAUUUUGCGUGAGUUUGCCCUGGUGGCACCAAGACUGAACCUGUAGCCAAAUGCCCUCCGUCCUCCGUCUGACUCAACAUGGGCGCCAGACGGGCAGCAUGCAGGGCGACUCCCCUACUGACCUGGCUCACAGUACAGGCAUCCGGCUGGGACUUGGAGAGAGUGAGAGAGACAUUGGGCUUGAUGUCCAGCCAGGCUCGGGGAGGAAAGUAAAGGGGUCAGAACGUGGAACCUGUGAAAAAAAAGCCUUGUGUUUACAGUGCUGUGCCGCGUGGUGGCUUAAUGCUGCUGCCGCUCUCUGCUCAGUGCCACUCUGUUUUGCUCUGUUUAGUAGAGGAGCUGCAAAUCUGUUCAUACAGCUAAUAUUUUGCUGCAGACUGCUGCAUAUCCCAGUAGGACUGGAAAAGACUGAAUUAAAAUUAAAAUUGAAUCGAACUCUGUCCUGACUGUUGAUGUUGCCAGUUUUUUGCAGGCUGUUUUUGCCUCUCCUGCCAGCUGUGCUGCUGCUGCUGCUGCAAGCCUUAGUCUAAUACACUCUCUCACACACACAUACACACACACCUUUGUAGUUCUGUCAAAUUUCUCUGUUGUUUUCAUGGUGAUCAGUUGAAAUUGCACCCCAUGGUGUGUGUGUGUGCGUGUGUGUGUGUGUGUGCUUUGCUUUUACGACCGCUCCCUCCCUCUGAGUGAAGAACUGUGAGAAAGACAAACUCUGCUAUUAAGAACAGUAGAGUGCAUCCGUUAUAGUGACACAUUAUCUCCCUUUUACAAUUUAAUGAAGUCCAUUUUAUUCCAUGAGAGAGAGAGAGAGAGAGAGAGAGAUGGUUUCAAUGGAUUGUAGCUGAUGCACCACAACCAUCUUUUUUACAAUCAACUCAAAUCAAGUCCUGCAUAAGGCUGAGCAUACACUGUAUGGUUUAUAAUGCUAUAUGACCAGUUUAAGAUUCAGCACGCUUGCAUAAUAUGGAAUAUCGAUUUACUCUUAAGCUUUGCCGGAGGAAUUGCCUUUAAGCCUUCAUCCGUUCGCAGAAUAUUUCUUUUUAACCAUCGGCAACUCGAAUCUGAUGAGGAGUCACUGACACAGUUGCCUACAGCAGAUCGUUUUUGUAGUUUGACUCAGCAGUACAUCUCUACCUAUUUCCCUUCUCUCUCUCUCUCUCUCUCUCUCUCUCUCUCUCUCAAAUAAAUAAGACAUUAUUACAGACCAAUACUGAGUAUAAAACACUGGGAAAAAUCUGCUUUCUUCUGCCUCUGACAGUAGUAACAAUGUGCUGCUAAAAAUGAACCUGAUUAUAAAGGAUUGCCAAAACUUGGCCACGCCCACUUUCUAAAACAACGCACGGUUAGUUACGCCUUAAAGGUGCCCUAGUUAAUGGAAUACCAUACAGGGUCCUAGCUGCAGCAAUUCCUUGUCAAGGCUUGAAUUUCAUUGUAACAUAUACUGUACAUCAGCACACUUCCUCUUUCGCUUUCAUGUGCCACAUGUGUCCUCUUUAGCUGCCAAAUGAAAGGCCUCUGAAUGUAUUUGUUCCUGUUGAGCUUCAUUUCCAGAGGAAGGCUUUUGUAUAAAUGAGUGCAGUUUCAUAGCAGUGCAUCCUGUGUGUAAAGCCCUGAGGUCAUAAGCACGACUGAUCAGCAAUCAGCAGUUACAUCGCUGAGCUGCACUGCACAUUCUUUAGAAAUCAAGAUGAUCAUGAACACAGCAUUUCCUUCACGGUCGAACAGUUACAUAGUGAAGGCUAUCAGGUUGUAGCCGUCGGCGCUAGUUGUCUGGUACAGAGAGAAAUCAUUUCCUCGCUUUUGACUUUCCAGACCUUUGAAAACAACGCCAUGUUGUCAUUUCAGAAUAAGGAAGUUGUGUUAUCUUGUGAAUUUUGUAGUAGCCAGAGUUGAGUAGUGAGAGAUGAGUUAGCAGCGACUAACGUAACACUCCGUCUAACGAUUCAAACUAUUGAUUGAGACUUUAAACCAGUUUUUUUUUUUUCCCCCUCAUUAAAGCAGAUUGGCUUCACCCACAUGUUCCACUUAAAGCUUUGUUUUUUGCACUGGUAUUUUCUCUCACCAUUAAGUCCUCACCAGAACUCACCCCUCUUUCUGACACACAAAGUGGCCUUUGAUAGGAUUGCAGAGGGUGGGACGGUUUCUAUUUUCUUUCUUUUUUAUGAUGAUUUUUUUUUUUUUUAAUGAUUUUUUUUCCCCCUCAGUGAAUAAUCCUUUGUGGAUCGUGUAACGUGUGCAAUUUAUUUAUACUUUGUUAAAAAAAAAAAAUCCUGAGAUUAUUUUCAUUGUUCAGUAAUGAUGUUAACUUGCGAUUUGUUCUUGUGAAAAUGUUUUAUAAAAGCCAGUAUUAACAUUAA
Messenger RNA from Tachysurus vachellii, 5486 nucleotides. It is a transcript of the gene cblb, whose product is annotated as Cbl proto-oncogene B, E3 ubiquitin protein ligase. Gene Ontology annotation, biological process: negative regulation of epidermal growth factor-activated receptor activity; cell surface receptor signaling pathway. NCBI's taxonomy places the organism in Eukaryota, Metazoa, Chordata, Actinopteri, Siluriformes, Bagridae. The transcript has 19 exons. Gene Ontology annotation, molecular function: receptor tyrosine kinase binding; calcium ion binding; SH3 domain binding. Gene Ontology annotation, cellular component: plasma membrane; membrane raft. Bases 308 to 3175 code for a protein of 955 amino acids. The record is from RefSeq and is a predicted model, not a curated record.